AUGCUCCCCAAAGGAGAAGAAGCAGGGGCCCAGGGCUGGCAUCUGGACAUGCAGCUGACGGGCAAGGUGGUGCUGUCUGCUGCUGCCCUGCUCCUGGUGACCGCAGCCUACAGGCUGUACAAGGCAAGACCUGCCCAGGCCCCACUGGGGGGUGGGAACGCCAAGGCUGAGGCCGAGGAGGAGGCAGAGGGCUCCAGGCAGCCUGCCAUCCAGGAGGCUAUUUCCGGGGCGCCACAGUGGGGCCUGAGACGCCGGAGGGGAAGCAAGGGGGCCGGAGUACCGCCGGGCUGCAGCUGGGAGAAUCCGGAGGGCUCCGGAGUCCUGGCGACAGGAGCGUCUCCUGCAGACUCAGAUGCCCGAGAGACUGGGAAACCCGAGAGGAAACGUGCUGGGGAGGAGCAGGGUGGACAGAACCCAGACUCUGGCCUGGCACCUCCUCGGUGCAGUGGCCAGGAACCCGGAACAGCUGUAGGCGGUAAGCUGCCCCGUUGCCCCGAUCGGUGCGGUGAGCCCCACAGCUCCCUAAUUGGCCUCGCUGCAGCGGACAGCAGCGGUGUGAGAGGUGAGCUUGCUCCGUGGCGGGACAGCAGAUCGCAGGAGCAGCUGGGGGCCGGAGAGCAGGAACCCCCCGAGCGGUGCUGGGCGGCCCACACAGAGCGCAAGAGUGACAUGAACAAGAGCUGGGUCUUUACCCGUGUGACAGGGGUCCACAGGGCAGAGGCCGGGGCCCUCCGGGCUGCCUCGGACAUGGGCCUGGCCCUGCGUCAGCAGGAGGGAGCCACCGAGGCCUCCUAUACCUUCUUGUCUGUGGCCCGGGUUCGAGUGGAGGAGAAUUUCAUACCGGAGAAGAUGGAGGGGACCAGGCUCAGGCUGAAGCGCAAGGUGUACGAUUACAGUGUUGAAUCCACCUGUCAGGCCACCUCCAGGGGCAGGCUGGCCCCCAGAACGGCAGCCCUGGCGGAGGCUCCACCCCCUGUGUCAGGGCCACGCCCCCUGGGAGUGGGGCCAGCCUCGGGAGGCCAGGCCGAUGACAGAGAAGGUGGAGUGGGGACAGCUGCCCCCCCCCAGCCUGUGCUGUCACCCUCCACACAAGGCUUCAGCAGGAAGCAGAGCCUCGUUCAGAUCGUGGAGAACCCAGAGCUUCAGCUGCAGCUCGAUGGCUUUGGGGACCCUGCUCCAUCGGGCCCAGACCAGAGCGCCCUGCCCACCGGCCCCAUAUCCCGGGGUUCCCUUGGGUCCAGCUCAGCUGGAAGCAGCGGGAAGCCCCACAUGCACUUUGUGGCUGGGGCCAAUUUCUUUCACCUCCCGCUCAGCCCUGGAUCCGCCCCAGACGUCCACCUGGACCUGGGCAAUUGUUAUGAGGUGCUGGCCUUUGCCAAGAAGCAGAGCCUGGAGGCCCUGAAGGAAGCCGCCUACAAGGUGAUGAGUGACAACUACCUCCAGGUCCUGCGCAGCCCGGACAUCUACGGGUGCCUGAGUGGAGCCGAGCGGGAGCUGAUCCUCCAGAGACGGCUCCGGGGCCGCAAGCACCUGGUGGUGGCCGACAUGUGCCCCCAGGAAGACUCCAGCCGCCUCUGCUGCUACGACGACGAGCGGGAUGUCUGGCACCCGCUGGGCCGUCUGCCCCCUGAGGCUGUGUCCCGGGGCUGUGCCGUCUGUAGCCUCUUCAAUUAUCUCUUCAUCGUGUCCGGAUGCCAGGGGUUUGGGCACCAGCCCUCCAACCGCGUCUUCUGCUACAACCCGCUGACGGCCAUCUGGAGUGAGGUGUGCCCUCUGAACCAGGCCCGCCCUCACUGCCGGCUGGUGGCCCUGGAUGGACACCUGUACGCCAUCGGGGGUGAGUGUCUGAAUACGGUGGAAUGCUACGACCCUCGCCUGGACCGCUGGACCUUUUCCCCGCCGCUUCCCAACGACACCUUUGCCCUGGCGCACACAGCCACGGCGUGUGCCGGAGAGAUCUUCGUCACCGGCGGCUCCCUGCGCUACCUGCUGCUCCGAUUCUCGGCCCAGGAGCAGCGCUGGCGGGCCGGCCCCACUGGGGGCGGCAAGGACCGUACAGCCGAGAUGGUGGCGGUCAAAGGCUUUCUCUAUCGCUUUGACCUCAACCGCAGCCUGGGCAUCAGCGUGUACCGCUGCAGCGCCAGCGCCCGCCUCUGGUACGAGUGCGCCACGUAUCGGACCCCUUACCCGGACACCUUCCAGUGUGCCGUGGUGGACGACCUCAUCUACUGCGUGGGGCGCCAGCGCACCCUCCGCUUCCUGGCAGACUACGUCUCACCCAGGUUUGUGCCCGAGGAGCUACAGAGCUUCCCCUCCCCUCAGGGCACCCUCCUGCCCACCGUCCUGACCUUGCCCGGCCCUGAUGUGCCCCAGACCAGGGUCUAG
This is a messenger RNA of Kogia breviceps (pygmy sperm whale), 2385 nucleotides long. It is a transcript of the gene KLHDC7A, whose product is annotated as kelch domain containing 7A. NCBI's taxonomy places the organism in Eukaryota, Metazoa, Chordata, Mammalia, Artiodactyla, Physeteridae. Gene Ontology annotation, molecular function: protein binding. Bases 1 to 2385 code for a protein of 794 amino acids. The record is from RefSeq and is a predicted model, not a curated record. The transcript has a single exon.